AUGAACUCUUCCAUCUGUCCGGGGAAAAAGAAGGUGGCCAGAUCGGCCUUCGACGGCUACCCAAUGAUAUGGUCAUCGAUACAAUUCCCCAACAUCAUCGAUUCUUGCUGGCCCCUGCCUGGGGCAACCACCCCGCCUCUCAGAAACCUUCUCACUCGAGGAUGGGUUCUGAUGAAAUGGGUAAACAGCAAACCUCUCAGUUUCUCCCUAGUACUUGGAGCCACGGUUGCUGGGAGACCUCACAGAGGUACAUUCGUCCACAAACGUUUUGCCUUGUUUGCUAUCUACUUAGGCAGUAAGCGCCAUUUGAACCUCAUGCUUACAUCUUGUCAGUUCUCAACGUCCACUCCGGCAAAAGCUGUGGGAAAUAGCGCCGACGCUGUAGCAGGUGCUACGCCACCCAAGUUUUUGCAUAUUUUUUGCAGUGAAUGCACCGCGGAAAAUGGCCUCUAUAACAUCAGAGUUGGCUCAGUGACUCUGUUCAAGUGGCAAGUCAGAUGUAGCACAACUGUACCAACCAGCAGAGUCCCAAGCGGACCCGAGUGUCUCGCAGCAUCUCUUGUUGCCAACAUCUCCCGAUCGGGAAGUGCAAAGUCGUUAAUAUCGGCGCAUGCGUUUGAAAAGGGUCAAAUUUCGACAACCCCGCUCUAUCUCUGGGUCCUUAACCCCAAUGUUAUCUACUCGUCGUCAUCUAUCCAGGGCAAGAGAACAGCGAUGAAGGUUCUAUAUCAGCAUGUCACUGCGGAAGAAGGUGACAAACUCAUAGAUUCAAUUGUAUCAGAUGUACAAGACUUGAAUCUUCCUACCACUACGAUUCAAUCAUCAAGCGAGAUUCUGAAAUCGAGUAAUUGUCUGCUCCCAGAAAAGGAGAGAUCCUUCAAAGAGUGGCAGGUCGGACUGUUGGAUCGUUGGGAUGCGAUGCUAUAG
Metarhizium album ARSEF 1941 is the source of this 927-nucleotide messenger RNA. Its product is annotated as Ubiquitin-conjugating enzyme E2C-binding protein. The transcript has a single exon. Bases 1 to 927 code for a protein of 308 amino acids. The record is from RefSeq and is a predicted model, not a curated record. Gene Ontology annotation, cellular component: cytosol; ubiquitin ligase complex; nucleus. Gene Ontology annotation, biological process: protein autoubiquitination; protein monoubiquitination; protein polyubiquitination. Lineage: Eukaryota; Fungi; Ascomycota; Sordariomycetes; Hypocreales; Clavicipitaceae. Gene Ontology annotation, molecular function: ubiquitin conjugating enzyme binding; ubiquitin protein ligase activity; cyclin binding.